Oppiella nova is the source of this 261-nucleotide messenger RNA. NCBI's taxonomy places the organism in Eukaryota, Metazoa, Arthropoda, Arachnida, Sarcoptiformes, Oppiidae. The record is from the annotation of a GenBank genome assembly.
AUGCCGGCGCCGUCACUGAUAGAGCCGACCGACGACGAGAAGCAGGCGAUCAUCGAAAUGAGGGACGGAUUUCAGACGGAGUUCAACACAAACCCUGACCUCUACUACAGGAAAGACAUGGAACUCGUGAUGAGCAACGACUGGAAUGUACACCGAUUCUUGUUGGCCGCCGACGGGGAUACCGGUGCCGGACUCACACGCCUUACCAAUGCCAUGAAAUGGCGAAAACAUUGGGCGGUGUGGGAGAUGUGUGAACAGGAU